This is a messenger RNA of Leucoraja erinaceus (little skate), 2558 nucleotides long. RefSeq lists its product as uncharacterized. NCBI's taxonomy places the organism in Eukaryota, Metazoa, Chordata, Chondrichthyes, Rajiformes, Rajidae. Gene Ontology annotation, biological process: programmed cell death. The record is from RefSeq and is a predicted model, not a curated record. The transcript has 10 exons. The coding region runs from base 128 to 1519 and encodes 463 amino acids. Gene Ontology annotation, cellular component: cytoplasm.
GCGAGCUGGGGGAAAGAAGGUUGAGGAUCCAGGUUGCUCACAUUCCAAGAGGUAAACUGCUAUUUCUGACCGAGGGACAGCGGGGCCGGGCAGCUCUCAGACGGCAGCGAACACCAACAGCAGAGCCAUGUUUCAAAGCACUACCAAGAAAAUUGUGAGCGAGAUUGACCCUGAAGGCAGCGCAUUGUUUCCUGUGAAAAGCCCGCUUGAUUCUCCAAAAUGCAAACCACUUCACCUAGUCAUCAAAAAGAAGAAAAAAAUAUUUUCCAAAAGAGAAAAUUAUGUUCCCACUCCCUUCACACUGACUGAUAUAUUGAUUGAUGGCCAAGAUAUAGAUUUUGGAUUGAGUAGCUCUAUCAUUGCCUGCUUCUCUGAGUCUUCCAGCACCUCGGUCGGUGCCCAAGCGGGUGUGGAUGUCGACUGUGUUGAUGUAGGAGCGCACGUCUCAGGAAAUUCCUCAGACGCCAUGUCAAGUGUGGAAAUGCGAAAGCACACAAUCUCUGAUCGCACGCUGCUGGAUGUUGUCAAAGACAGGAAAGUGAACAGAGAACAUCCGUUUGUGAAACACAUGAAGAAUAAUACGGUUUAUGUGAUACUGGAAGUGAUAGAGACGGAACAUGCAUGUUCUGUAAACAGCUCAGCUAAGGCUGAAACAGGAAUGAAAGUUCUAAUGAAACUUCUGAAGACUGAAGCUGAUCUCAGCGUGAGUAAAGAAAGGAAGUUAACUUUUCCAGCUGGAACAUCUAUUGCGUACAAGGUCUCUGAACUGAUGAUUAGUCCAACUGAUACUCUGGAAUUAAAUUGGGAUGUGCACUUCCAGGGUCCUGACGUGUCAACUUCUCCGCCAUCUUCAGGCUGUGACCAGAAGCCCCCACCUGCUGCUUCACUUGCCGUGCUGACGAACAUGUGUGCGGACAAGAAGACACUAUUCCUCAAUGUGAUCCUUGAAAUUCUUCGGCACAGUGAUAGCCUUGCAGUUCUUGAUGAAAUGCUGGACCAAAUUUUGGAUGGAGUGCAGCCUGACUUCCAAGUGCUGGAUCAGAUGGAGGAAGGUAAUAGGGCGUGCGUGGAGAAGAUGCUGGAUCUGUUGGGAAUUGAGAAGGAAAAUGCACCAGGAGAAACACUCGCUCUCACCGCAGAGUCCGAAGGGAUCAUCCGGGCGAUAAACACUCUCAUCCAAUCAUUCAGCGAGAUGGAUCCUGAAACUUUAAUCCUGUUGGCAAGCAGUGUUAAGGCAGAGAUUAUAUCCAAACAGCUAAAGCUGGUGACAAUAAUUGAUGACAAAUGGUCGGGGGCUCCUCAAUAUCAAUGUGACCCCCUGGAGGUUAAGGAAGACCCUGAGAAGGUUCUGAUCACUCAGCUCACUGACGAGGAGUUUGAAAUAACUCAGCGUGUGCUGGAAGAGUUUCGAUUUCAACUGAACAGAGAAAGUGCUUCGAUUUUGCACAUUAUGAACCGUAAACAAAGAGACAUACUUGCCCUCUUUGCUGCUCUGUACGCUCUCAAUGCGUUAAUGUGACUGAGCUGUUGUGUUGUGCGUCACACCCACUGUUCAUGGUUCUUCUCUGUCAUUAGUUCAUAAGGCGUUGGAGCAGAAUUAGGCCAUUCAGCCCAUUGAGUCUACUCCAUUCUCCUGCCAUCUCCCCACAACCGUAGCCCUUGCUAAUCAAAAAUCUGUCAAUCUCCACUUUAAAAUUAGCCAAAGACUAGGCCUCCACAGUUGUAUGUGGCAAUGAAUUCGAUAAAUUCAUCACUCUUUGGCUAAAGACGUUCCUCCUCAUUUCCAUUCUAAUGACAGGUCUCUCUCAAGGCCCACGGGGUGGCUGCCUGUACACCCCCAGUCUCCCCAUGUUAAAAGGUGUUACACACGGGCAUGUAUCUGAAGAAAUACACUACCCUUACUAAUCAAGAACCUGGCAAUCUCUGCAUUAAAAAUACACAAAGACUUGGGCGGCACACUCCCAAAUACAUACAGAUUUGUGGGUUAAUUGGUGUUGCAUAAAUGUAACUUGUCCCAAGUGUGUAUAGGAUAGUGUUAAUGUGUGGGGGUCGCUGGUUGGUACAGAGUCGGUGGGCCGAAGGGCCUGUUUCUGUGCUGUAUCUCUAAACUAAAAAUACUAAACUUGGUCUCCACCACCAUCCGUGGUAAUGCAUUCCACAGAUUCACCACCCUCUGAAUAAAGAAAUUCCUCCUCAUCUCCUUUCUAAAGGUAUGUCCUUUUAUUUUGAGGGUGCCCCCUCUGAUCCAAGACUCUUCCACUAGUGAAUACAUCCUCUCCACAUCUACUAUAUCCAGCACGGCUUUCCUUUCAUUUUUCUGUUACCUUAAAAUAUCAGAUUCAGAUUCAGAUUCAGAUUCAAUUUUAAUUGUCAUUGUCAGUGUACAGUACAGAGACAACGAAAUGCAUUAGUUCAUAAAUAUGGGAACAUUCUCCCUUGGUCUCUCUUUGGCUGUUUGUUGCUCAGUAAAACUCCAUGAAUCCGACACACUCGGGAAUUUGGUGGUUUUUCAGAUUUAUUCCAAUACUCAUUCAAUUCAUUAAAAAAAAUGUUGUGCA